AGAGAUAAACCGAAACACGAUGCCGCCGCUUCUCCUGCUGCUCCUUCCCGUCCUGAGUCCUGCUUUGGCCUGGAUUCCAGUGGAGGAUUGGGAGUCCGGCAAUGUGACUGCAUCAGUGGGCGACUCGGGCCAGUGUGUUUGUCAGGUGUAUUUGCCCGACACCACGUUCCCUGCUGACCGAGUCCAGCACAUGCAAGAAGUCAACAAGGACAUGAUGGUGGAAGUGAACAUACAAAAGAACAAGUUGGUGAGCUAUCAGGUUAAAGUGGAGAUCUAUCUGGAAGAACUGAUGAACCUGACUGUUCGUGUGGUCAUGCUGGAGACCAGUGCUGACGACUACAUCAAACUGGACUUUGAGCUGCUCAGGAUUGAGCUCAGAGAGUUCGAGGCUCUGGUGUCGCAGCUCAAAUUCUCCCUCAACUCCUCCUCGCCGCUGUUCGACAGUCUGUAUACUGAGAUUCGAAACAUGACGCUCAUCGUGAACCAACUGGAGACGUAUGACAAGAGCAACCUUGCAGUGAUCCGCAUUGAGUUUGCUAAGCUGCAGAAGAAGCUGCAGGAUUGCCAGAAGGAGCAAGAGUUCAGCAAUCCCGAUAUCGGCAACUGCAAUCACACAGGAAUCAUAAGUGUCAGCAAACCAACAGUGGUUCAACUAAAUGGUCAUCUGAGCAGCAGUUAUGUUUAUGGGGUCUGGGGAAGAGACUCCAAACCCAAUCGUGGCUACGAGUCCAUGCACUUCUUUGGUGCAUACAGCACUCCCCAUGUGUAUGACCUCUAUUUGUACACCAGCUAUGAAAACCUGAUUCUGAGAAAUCUUUUCAAACAUUAUGACCUGCCAACCGAGUGGGUCGGCAUCGGUGACAAUUACAUUCUUCACGGCAACGCCAUAUAUUACCAGCACAACUCACCCUUCAGUAUGACCAAGCUGAAUCUGACGACUGCAAAAUACGAUUACAGAGUCAUUGCAGCCGCCAGUACGGCAUUCUCGUACAGAUACUCAGAAAAUCAAAAUAUCGACUUUGCAGCGGACGAAAAUGGCUUGUGGGUGAUGUAUGCGUCCCAUGCUAGCAUGGGUAAAAUAGUCCUCGCAAAGGUAGAUGAAAACUCCUUUGGCAUCACGGACGAGUGGACAACUGGCGCCUACAAGCAGUUGGCGGGCAACGCUUUCAUGGCCUGUGGAGUCAUGUACGUCACCCGGUCAGUAGAUCUGAACACAGAGGAGAUCUAUUACGCCUACGACACCAAGACAAAGCAGGAGAAACUCCUUAACAUCCAGUUCAACAAGUUCCAGGAGAAAUACAGCAGCCUGGACUACAACCCCAUUGACCAGAAGCUCUACAUGUACAACAACGGCUACUAUGUGUCCUACAACGUGAAGUUUAACAGAGAAUAACUCCUCCCUGUCGCGAUCGCCUGUAUUGUGAUUGAUACGACUGAUCUGCUAUGUCACGAAAGCUCCUUCCAUUUCUUUUUCUCCUGAAUAAAAUCAAACUGAAGCAUUCAAA
Molecule: messenger RNA, 1505 nt
Organism: Solea senegalensis (Senegalese sole)
Lineage: Eukaryota; Metazoa; Chordata; Actinopteri; Pleuronectiformes; Soleidae
Gene: olfm4.2
Product: olfactomedin 4, tandem duplicate 2
Exons: 5
Coding region: 20-1393 (457 amino acids)
Biological process (GO): signal transduction
Source: RefSeq, a predicted model, not a curated record